Messenger RNA from Lentinula edodes (shiitake mushroom), 531 nucleotides. RefSeq lists its product as uncharacterized. NCBI's taxonomy places the organism in Eukaryota, Fungi, Basidiomycota, Agaricomycetes, Agaricales, Omphalotaceae. The record is from RefSeq and is a predicted model, not a curated record. The transcript has 2 exons. The coding region runs from base 1 to 531 and encodes 176 amino acids.
AUGGCAGGUCCCAAAUUCAUCAUUGUUAUUGCCCCCACCGUCACCGUCAUUGCCAUCGCCGUCGCAGUCGCAGUCCGAUCUCCCUCCUCCCUCCUCUCCCCAUCCCACUCCUCCCCACCUCCCUUCUGCACAACCUGCAUGGCCUGGGUACUCCCCAUACUCCCCACACUCCGCUCACUCCUCUCACUCCCCGCACUCUUCUCACUCCUCCCACUCCUCUCACUCCUCACACUUCUCUCACUCCCCACACUCCCCAUACUCCCCACACUCCCCAUACUCCCCACACUCCCCAUACUCCCCACACUCCCCAUACUCCCCUUACUCAUCCUCUUCACGAACACCCACGACAUGCAGUGCUGCAUAAUUGAGCUGGCCCAAGCCCAAGCCCAAACCCAACCCACACCUGAGCCCAAGGUCAGUCCCAGGUUGAACGACGUCGAUGACAGAUGGGGUGGGGGUGCUGGGGGUGCUGUGGGGAUGCUGUGGGGGAUAUUUGAGAUGAAGAAGGAGAAUGAGAAGAAGAGGUGGUAG